CAUUUCUAGAUUCACACUAUAGCAACAUAUUCUGUCUGUCCAUCUUUUAAUGAAAUAGGUUUGCUUUGUAAUCAAUAUUUGUAAUCAGCUACAAGGAUAGGGCAGCAUUCAAGUCCCGUUGUAAUGCAUGGGAAAACGGAACCCUAAUUCCCACAAUGCAUUGCUACAUAGUUGUGUAAGUUUCCAGCGUCUUCCAGGAGAAAUAGUCUUCGGGGUCGCAGGCUGUUGUUGAGAAAACAUAAAGUCUGGAAAAAAACAAUACAUUCUCGUUAAAGUUAUUAGCGACUUAACUCCUUCGGGAGGAAACGAUAAGAUUUUGUACAGAGGCGAUCAAAGGUUGACCAAAACGCUGUAUUGGAGGGCUUCGAGAGCGUAAAAAGAAGAGGGGCCUGUCAAAUAUGUCCGCCUCUUCACAGGCAUCUUCCAGGCGGCAAUGGUGCUACCUCUGCGAUUUGCCCAAGAUGCCUUGGGCUAUGAUAUGGGAUUUUAGUGAAGCUGUAUGUCGUGGAUGCGUUAACUAUGAAGGCGCGGACAGAAUUGAGCUCCUUAUCGAGACGGCGCGGCAGCUUAAGAGAACACAUGUAAUGCAGGAUGGCCGAUCGCCCGGCCCUCAGUCUGGUAAACACGGUCCAGGUGGUAAAGAUGGCCCCAUGGAAGGCGGCAGACAGCCGCCAGAGCGCUUUGAGAGAGCAAGAGGAGAAUAUGGGGUGCCAGCACGACUUCCAAAUGGACUUCCCAGACUCGACGACGGGGUUCCCCAAGAGGUUAGUAGACAGAGCCCCAAUGCAAGAAGCAGGGCUAUGGUGAGCACUGUCCCACCUAACUUAAUGGCACAAGGUUUAGUUGGUGGCCCACAUAGCUUGCUGGCUGCUGUGCCAGGCUUGAAUGCCAGGCCUGGGGCAGCCCCGCUCACCAUCUCUGCCCCCAUCCUGAACGAGAUCAGCAAGCGUCAGAUGCUGGGCAUGGGCGUGGCACCUUUCAUCAACCCCGAAAUCGAGAAGGAGCUGAAGGAGAAGCAGCGCAAUGCGGAGGCGCUCAACGAGCUGUCCGAGAGCGUCCGCAACCGCGCAGAAGACUGGGCCGGCCGUCCCAAGCCCCUACGCGACACACUGCUCACGCUCGCCAGCUGUUCGCCGUUCAAUGUGCGCUUCAAGAAGGACCACGGCCUGGUGGGCCGCGUCUUCGCCCUCGACGCCAAGACAGGGCCCGAGACGGAGCUGAAGGUGUUCGUGGAGUACCCGUGCGGCUCGGGCAUCGUCUUCUCCAGCCUGGUCAUGCUGGUCAAGCAGAUGUUCCAGGACUGCCAGAAGGACGCCGGCAAGGUGAUCACGUCGGGCUACAAGUACGUGGAGUACGAGAAACGCCACGGCUCGGGAGACUGGCGCCUGCUCACGGAGCUCCUCAGCGACGGCGUUCGCACCUUCAAGGAACCGCCCAACCCCGACGCGCUCCCGCAGCCGUACCUGGACGCCAGCUGCUCCAUCCUGCCCACCGCGCUCUGCCAGAUGGGCCGCCCUGGCAUGUCGCGGGUGCGCCGACGCAAAGCGUCCCCCGAGCCGGACGGCGGCGGAGGUGGUGGUGGUGGUGCCAGCGCAGCAGAGAGGCUGGCCAAUGAGGAACAGCUGCGGCAGCACUGGGCGCUCAGCGGCUACCCGGGCAUGGCCGCUCACAUGGCGGCCGCCGCCGCUGCGGCCGCUGCCGCCUCCAUGCCCAACAGCGGGCAGCCGCCGGCCCUCCAGGAAGCCCUGGCCAACAUCCACGGCAGCGACCCCUCGCCAAUCACGGCGCUCAUGAACGUGGCCGACAACGUGGGCGGCACCGGGCAGUCCCCUAAGGACGCCCCGGCGGGCAGCUCCGGCAUGCCCCACUCGGCCUCGGCCUCCUCCUCUGGCGCCGGCUCGGCCCUGCGGCAGAACAGCGGCAGCCCAAUGGCGGCGUCCCCUGCCGGUCAGCGGCGCCUGGCGUCGCGGAACGGAGAGUCCGGUGGCGGGGCAUCGGCGGGCGGCAGCAACUCGGGCCCUGCGGGAGCCGCCACUGGAGGCGCCAUGCCGUCGGAGCAGGCGGCGGGUACGGGCGGCGAGGCCUCAUCCGGCGCUGGCGGCGCCAGCAGCAGCGUGCCACUCUGCUGUACCAUCUGCCACGAGAGGCUGGAGGACACACACUUCGUCCAGUGCCCGUCCGUGCCCGGGCACAAGUUCUGCUUCCCCUGCACCCGGGCUUUCAUCCGCAGCCAGGGCUCGGGCAGCGAGGUGUACUGCCCCAGCGGAGACAAGUGCCCCCUCGUGGGAUCUAACGUGCCCUGGGCCUUCAUGCAGGGCGAGAUCUCUACCAUCCUGGCCGGGGACGUGAAGGUGAAGAAGGAGAGGGACCCGUAAUGCCCACCACUGCGGACACAGGGUCCAAUUCCUCUACCAAGUGAGCUGCAGCCUUGAACCCCAAAGAUGCUGUGACUCUACACAGCAAUCAGCACUGAAGAGAAGCCGUCAAUCAAGCAGGUCCUCUUCCUCACAGCCAAUCACCCCCCCCCCCCCCCCCCCCAAGGGUGGUGUCACAAUGAUGCCCAAUCCCUGAUCAGGUCUAAGAGGAGAUCACCUCCUGUAGGGUUGCCCUCUUGCCCCACCCCUAAUAUGUUCUUAUUGCCCCACCCCUAAUAUGUUCUUAUUGCCCCACCCCUAAUAUGUUCUUAUUGCCGCCCAAAAGUCUAUAUGUAGAAAUCUAUUAGUGAUUUUGUAUCCUCAAAUGCAUAGGCAAACUAUAUAUAGUUAUAGGCUGUAUGAAAAUAUUUUAUAAUUUAACCUUCUUGUCAUGUACUCUGCCCGUUGUCACAGAGCAGCCUAUGUCUUUCGCCAACCAAAAAUUGCACCUCAAGGACGCACUGUCAAAUCUCACUUUGAGAAUGAAUGCUGACAUCACUGAAUGUCCCUAUAGACCCAGUUAGGCUUGGGUUGUGGGGAGAAAGCCUGUGCUUUGUAAACAAAAACAACAACAAUGAGAGAUGUUGAGGCGAGGUGUACUGCUAGGCAGCCACUCUCUGCUACUGCCUACGCUGACUAAAGGUGGCAUGGCAGGAACAUGGGGCUACCACAUGCCGAUAGCCCUCUACAAAUGAAUAAGUAAAUAAAUAAAUAAAAAGAUUUAAAAAAUGUUCUCGCCAUAUCCCAGCCAUGCCUAUUUCAAAUCCAGCAUGUACAAUAUAAAUCUGUCUUUAUAUUUGAUAUACUGUAUGUAGAUUGUAAACAAAAAAACAUCAAAACAUCCCUUUCACUAGAAGUGCAAUCUCUAGUUUUGAUACUUCAUACGGCUUUAAGUACCACUAAGUAUAAGUCAAUAGAAAACCAAAGAUAGAUUGUUGCAGAGAUCGGUGUAUAAUACAACGCUGUAGCGUAUAUUUUUGUGGUAAAAUGGCUUUUUAUUUCAUUGAUAAACAGGGAAGUAUAUGGGAAUCACCUUUUUCUGUCCCGUCAAGUGGACACAGUAGAUUGUAUGACGCUCACCCAGGUGAUUAUAUUUGUAUUGACCUAUGAUCCUUGACCCAGUGAAGUUGAGAUCAACUACAUACUGUAGGUGUGAUGUUUGGUGAAAUGUACAAAAAAAACUGCAGAUGUAAUAACAUUGUUUUAAUUUUCUACAAUUCUACAAGGUCCAGAUAUAUAUUUUUAUUUCAACCGUAUGACAUGUCUGAAGGCAUACUUUCCGAGAAAGAAAGUUGCCAAACUUUUGCUCUUGAAAUUUUAGUUUAAAGACAUUUCUUGAGUACUUUUUUCAUUUAAUGAUUUUUAAACUCCUGUACUGUUAAACAUCUGAUGCCCUGGAUAUACAACAUGGUAAUGUAUAUGUCAACGUACCUACUCAAACACUUAAUUCUGUGUAAAAUGUUAAAUCUGCUUUUGUGUUAAGGCUACAAUUAUAUUUAAAUUAAAAGUAUGACAGGCUUUUGACAAUCCUUGAAUAAAGACGGCCCAAUGUCUGUUAUGGCCAGAAGUCAA
This is a messenger RNA of Alosa sapidissima (American shad), 3986 nucleotides long. RefSeq names its product interferon regulatory factor 2 binding protein 1 (gene irf2bp1). Lineage: Eukaryota; Metazoa; Chordata; Actinopteri; Clupeiformes; Clupeidae. The record is from RefSeq and is a predicted model, not a curated record. Gene Ontology annotation, biological process: regulation of transcription by RNA polymerase II. The transcript has 2 exons. Bases 399 to 2375 code for a protein of 658 amino acids. Gene Ontology annotation, molecular function: transcription corepressor activity. Gene Ontology annotation, cellular component: nucleus.